GAGCGGCGGUUAAUGCCGGUAAACAGCUAACGCUGUUAGCGGCACUUUAGCCGCAGCGUCUAAUCCGCUGCCGACGUAUUAUCUAUCGAUCUAUCCGCGGAUUGCGCACAUUCCCAUCCGCCGCCGUUCACUUCCGCGGGGCAUGUAGCUGCUGCUGCGCGCUGCGCUCUUCCCAGCCGACCUUCAUAAUCUCGCAUUAAUCCCGGCUGACUUUUACCGCGGUAACCUUUUCCCGGGAAUUAAUUUUCCAUUUCUCCGCCGUGGCACUUUCCACGUUCCUCCCGAGGUCAUCUCGCUGUCCGACCAUGUCGGCGGAGAACCACAACCUCCUGACGGCUAGUAGCCGGCGCGAACGCAUCGACCGCUGGUUCAGCUCCCCCUGGAAAUCCCUCAUCCUCCUGCGCUCCCGCAGCAAGGAGAUCAGCGACGCCGACCUCCAUUCCCCCACGCCGGCACCCGACACCGUCCUCCCACGCCAGAUCUUCGGCCCGAACCGUGACCCCGUCCUGGUGGAGGACGUCGAGGGGGGCCGGUACACCCUGGGCUACCUCUGCGACAUCGACGUGCCCAGCCACCGCAUCCUGGUGGACCGGAAGUGCCCGCACACCCCGCCGGAGUGGAUCCCGGCCGACCGGGUGUGGGCGCACUGCGCCGUCCCGCGGGACACCAUCACGCCGGACACGGCGCUGCUGGCCGCCGUCCGCGCCGACUCCGGCGCGCCCUACGUGUUCCAGCCGGCGCGGGUGUUGUUCGUCGGGAGUUUACUCUACGUCCAGACGCUGCACGACCACCUCCGCCGCUUCGUCCAUCCGCAGCAGGUCCGCCUGCUGGCUCCCACCGACGCCGGCGUCCCCGGCAUCGCCGACCCGGUGCGCGUCAUGCAGUCGAUUAAAUCGGCGCGCUGGCGGUAUAAAAAACGCGCCGUGCAUCUGGAUCCGUGGCAGGACGCGGAGAAGAUCAAUAUGGAGAAGCUGCUGGACGCGCUGAUGGGAUACAAGAACACCCACGGGGAGCGGUCGGUGGUGCGGAUCCGCGUGGAGCGCGAGCGGGUGCAUUUUUUCUACCGGGAAUACACGGAGCAUUCGCUGUCGGAGUCGGAGCUGCGCGAGCUGGUGCAGGUGGCGCUGCGCGGCGGGGUUCACGGCUCACCGGAAGCGCUGCGCAGUCGGCCGCCGCGGGUCCUGCACAGCCGCAGCAACUCCGGCGAGGACGGCGCCGGGCUGGCCGCGCUGCCGGCCGCCAUGCAGCGCCGCGUCCUGGCGCACGUCGAGGAUAUCCACAGCGUCGUCAGCGCCAUGCGGGUCUGCCGGCUGUGGCGGGACUGCCUGCAGGAGCACUGGCCGUCGCCGCACAUCGCCGUGGACGUCAGCCGUGCCACCAGCGUGCCGAGCCACAGCCGCAAGCAGGAGCAGAAGGACGGCCUGCACCAGCUGGUCACCAUCCUCGACCACGCGGUCACCCCCCACACCGUGACCUUUACCCUCUUAGGCAACCUGAACCCGGCCCUGGAGGUGGCGGUGCAGCAGUGUCUGCGCUGCAAGAACAUCCGCCUGCCGCUGCUCGUCCUCAAGCAGUGCACCUGGUGGCGCCCCCUGGCCCCCGACCCCCACCGCCCCGCCCUCCACUUCGCCGGGCUGCAGCCGCUGAUGGCCGUCAGUCAGCGCCUGGCCUUCCGCCGCGUCACCGUCCCCGGCGUCUUCGGCCCCAUUGCCGAUUUGUGGUGCUCGCCGGCCAAGGUGCGGACGGACGUCGACGUGUGUUUGCAGCGGGCGCUGCUGCACUGCCAGACCGCCGAGGAGGAGCGGGUGCGGUGUUUCCUGGCGGCGCUGAACGAGAGCUGUCCGGACGUGGCGCCGGCCGACCGCGACCACGUCACCGCCGCAGUCAAUAACGUCUUGGCGCCGUUCUCCGCGCAUCCGCUACGGAACCGCCUCCUCAUUAUGCUGAAACUACUGAAUGACACGGAUACCGCGCCGGCAUCCGCGGCAUCCGCUGGCGCUGCGGGAGGCCAGCCGUCCGGCUUGUCCAAACUGGCGAUCCUCGCCUUCAAAUACUCCUUCCCCAACGAAGUGACGCCCCGCUCGCAGAGCCCCAUCCGCGCCUCACCCAAGCCCCGCCUCCUCGGCCACGACAAUGAGGGGGACUUUUCCCGGCUGGCGCCCGACCCGCGCGCCAUCCAGACGCGCCUCCCCAAAUUCCAGAUUUUCAUGUGAAAUGAAACACCGCCACCGGAAAUCAUAGGAAUUAAAUGGUUUUACAAGGAAUCGAUACGUAUUUUUGCUUUCACGAAUUUCUAAUUAAUUGUAUAACUGUUCAAAGUAUUAACACAUAAAGGUUUUUGAUAUCAGUAAUAAUUCGUUUUAUUCUUAUAUACAUAACUGAUAAUGCUGAAUUGAUUUUAUAUUACUGUUUUUCAUGCCAGAUUUAUUUGUGUACAGUUAAUACUUAAUACAAUUUCAUGUAUUUGCCGCACCAGUGUUAAAUGAUUUGUAGAAUUUAUUGUGCAUUUGUCUGUGCAAAAAUCAG
Messenger RNA from Paramacrobiotus metropolitanus, 2526 nucleotides. RefSeq lists its product as uncharacterized. Lineage: Eukaryota; Metazoa; Tardigrada; Eutardigrada; Parachela; Macrobiotidae. The record is from RefSeq and is a predicted model, not a curated record. The transcript has 3 exons. Gene Ontology annotation, molecular function: protein binding. The coding region runs from base 306 to 2213 and encodes 635 amino acids.